Messenger RNA from Closterium sp. NIES-67, 2637 nucleotides. Lineage: Eukaryota; Viridiplantae; Streptophyta; Zygnematophyceae; Desmidiales; Closteriaceae. The record is from the annotation of a GenBank genome assembly.
CGAGCCUCGAAUCACGCAUGUGCGUCACGAGUGUACAGGCUACGAUCGCGAAGGUCAUUCCAAGUUUGACGUCCAUUCACCCUCGGCCAGGCGCGCGCUGAACAUGAGGCGUCAGAAGAAGCCAGACCCUUCCUCGCCACUCCGCGCCAUACUCCUUCCCGCUGACAUCGUCUCGUCAAUUUAGCCUCUCUUCCUCAGUAGGAGGUUCGCUCUCGAGUCGCCGCGGCGACCGGCGACGACUCGCAUUCCGCAGCACGCUGCGCCGCUUUUGAGGCCCUGCGACUCAAAGGCGGCACCCUGAGCAAAUCACGGGGACGCCAUCGCUGCGUGGCUUGAGUGGACUCUAGCACGCUUCGUGGAGCUGCGGCCGAGGGACACCCUGAGCCAAUCUCACUCACGCACAAUCGUCGCGACGCCGAGAAUCAUGCAAACGACGCCAUCGCCGCCGCAUCUCGGGGCGACGGACGACCGAAUGGCCGGCGACGCCGCGGCGGCUACUGCUGCUACUCCAGAGCCCGUGACGCGGCGCGAGGAGUGGGGGUGGUAUCUGUACGACGCGGCGGUAUCCGCGUUUUACUCGGUCGCGUUACCCGUGUUCUUCCCGCUGCUCCUCAACCAGCUCGCCACCGACGCCGCGUGGCAGCAGGCGGGGCAGCCGCGCCCGCCCGACUGCGACAGCGACGGCGGCGGCACGGGCGGCGGCGGAGUCGCCGUGGAUUGCGCGCAGUGCGUGGCGGGCGAGGGCAUGCAGCUGCUGACAUCAGCUGGGUACUCGCCGCUGCCCAACCCCAAGGUGCACCUGUGGGGGGGCGCGGGCAUUGACCCGGUGGCCUUCGCUACAGUCACGCUGGGGCUCUCCGUGGUGUGCCAGGUCAUCGCUUUUGUCACGCUGGGGCCACUGGCGGACUAUGGCAUGGGGCGGAUGCGGCUCCUGCAGGGCGGCACAGCAGUGGGCAUCACGGCCUGUGCGCUCUGCAUGGCUCUCGUGUCGCCCUCCCUUUGGUGGCUCUCGGGUGUGCUCCUCAUCGUCGCCAACGUGGGAUACGGACUAGCCAUAGUCGCCUACUACAGCUUCCUGCCUGUGCUUGUGGACGCAUCCCCGCCAGUGCUGAAGGAAGCGCAGCGCGCAGUGGAGGCACUCGCUGCACAAGCCAGCGACGCAGGUGCCACCAUGGCCGGCAGGGCGGAGGCAGCUUUUGAGUCAGCGCAGAAGGAAGAACUCGCAGCACAAGCAAGCUACGCAGGUGCCACUAUGGGUGGCGGCUUGGAGCCAGGGAAAGGGGCAGAGGCGGGGGGGGAAGCAGGGCUAGCAGCAGAGGGGGCCAGUGGAGAGGAUGGGCAGGUGCUGACUGGGGUAGGGCUGCUCGUGCACGCGGGCAUGGAGGGCAGUCCGGAGUCAUAUGUGGCCGUGGGCUCCUGUGGAGGGCACACAGACGACCUGCAAACCCCACUUCUUGUUGCCAGGGAUCAGGAAGAGAACCGCAUGUCUCUCACGGGCGUGGCGUGUGCCAGCAUCGCCUCCAUCCUUGCGACUCUCCUCGCCUUCGCCGCCACGCUCCCCGUCGCCUCUGAUGCGCUCAAGCUGCGCCUGGCCAUGCUAGCCUGCGCGCUCUGGUGGCUGCUCCUCUCCUUCCCCACCUUCCUCUGGCUCCAUCCUCGCCCCGGCCCGCCCUUCCCACCACUCCCCCUCCCCCUCUCCUCCACCUCCUCCUCCCGCCGUUCCUGCCACCAACUGUGUGCCCUCCUCUCCUCUCUCUUCUCCUCCGCCUUCUCCGGCUGGCGCCACAUGGGCAAGCUCUUCGCCGAGGCCCGGCGCUACCGCAACGCGUUCGCCUUCCUGCUCUGCUACUUCGUCUACGCCGACGGCUACACCACCAUUCUGCAGAUCGGCAUUCUCUUUGGCGAGCGCGACCUGUGCGUGCCCACCACCACGCUCGUCUUCCUCGCCAUCUGCGUGUCCGUCGCCGCCACGCUCUGCACCCCUCUCCUCUUCUACCUGCAGCGCGCGCUGCACCCCGUGCUGACCAACAAGCGCAUGGUGAUGCUCAUGCUCGCGGGCAUGCUGCCACUGCCCCUCUGGGGCCUGCUGGGGUACCUCACCGGCCCCCAGACCGUGGGGCUCAAGGCCCCCUGGGAGCUGUUUGUGUUCGCCUGCUGGUUUGGGUUCUUCCUGGGCGGGCUGAACGCGUACUCGCGGACGCUCUUCAUUGAUAUGAUACCGGUGGGGCGUGAGGCGGCGUUUUUCUCGCUCUAUUCUGUGAGCGAUAAGGGCUCGUCGUGGCUGGGGCCGUUCAUCGUCGCCAUCAUUGUGCAGGUUACGGGUCAAAUCCGGCCCAGCUUUCUCUAUGUCUUUCUGGUCAUCCUCAUCCCCCUGGUAUGCCUGCACUUCUUUGUGAACCACAAGCAAGGGAUUGUUGAUGCCGGCAGGACCACACACCAACUUCACCAGAUGCCAAUUCAUAAUGAUGAAAAUGGAGGACAGUUCAUGAGCUAAAUUAUGAUGAGAUGUUUUGUGGGUGAGUAUUGGUUGGUUUGGUUGCAAUUCUCAAACGACCUGAAAUUAGGGGUAUCUAGCUCGCAAUCAAUAAUGCGGCAAGUGCCGGAUUGUCUACAAUCGAACGCGGUUAACGAAAUUGC